Molecule: messenger RNA, 792 nt
Organism: Exophiala mesophila
Lineage: Eukaryota; Fungi; Ascomycota; Eurotiomycetes; Chaetothyriales; Herpotrichiellaceae
Exons: 1
Coding region: 1-792 (263 amino acids)
Molecular function (GO): oxidoreductase activity
Source: RefSeq, a predicted model, not a curated record
AUGAACCCAGCGCAGUCUUCAGAGCCCCAGGUGGUGUUAGAUUCAAAGAAAUUCAAAGAUCAAGUUGCCAUUGUCACAGGUGCGGCGCAGGGUAUAGGGCAAGUGGUAGCUCAGUUGUUUGCAGCGCAAGGGGCGAGCGUCGUGCUCGUUGACAUCAACAAAGAGGGAGUCGAAAAGGUUCAGCAGCUGUUAUUGGCUCAAGGUGGAGUCGUGUCACAUCGGAUUUGUGACGUUACCGAUGAGAAACAGGUCCAUGAGACCAUCAACGAAGUUGUCGCUACGUUAGGGAAGGUGGACAUCCUCACCCAUCUAGCCGGCAUAUAUCCCGCGAAGCCACUGCUACAAGUCAACUUGGCCGAGUAUCGCAAAAUAUUUCAGGUCAACAUGGACAGCUGCUUCUUCUUGACUCAAGCAAUACUGCCGCACAUGCAAAAACGAGGAUAUGGGAGAAUCAUCAACACUUCGAGCCAGACCAUCAUCAAGCCUGAGCCGGGUCUAGUCGUGUAUGCAGCAUCCAAGGGAGCUGUGGCAGCGUUCACGCGAGCUUUGGCGACUGAAACAGGUCCGGGAGUUACAGCAAAUUUCGUGUCUCCAACCUUGAUUGCGACCGAGAGAACGCAAUGCAGCGAGCACGCAGCGCCAUUGUUUGCAAAGAUGCUGGCUCAGCAGUGUGUCAAGAGGGUGGGUCUACCACAAGAUGUGGCUCAUGCUAUCAUGUACAUUGCCAGCCCUGAGGCAGGGUUCAUCACUGGUCAGAUGUUUGAUAUCGGUGGGGGCUCGUAUUUCAAUUGA